GUUAAAUGAGGGGUAAAAUUGUCCAUGUACGUAAGUUUAGGGCUACAAAUUCAAAAACUUAGGGCUACAAAUAGGAAUUCAGAUUCCGUAAACCCCAGCCGAUUGAUAAAUAGCAAAUGUAAAAGCCUAACACCCGAAACAGUGGUUUCUUCGUUCAUUCUCCGGCCAUGGUCGUCGCUUCGAUCGUCUCGCGCUCCGUCCUGCGCCGCCGGGCCGCCGUCGACCCUCUCCUCUCUCGCUCCUUCUCUUCCGCUGCCGCUUCCUCUCACCGACCUCACCCCAUAUUCCGCGCUCUCCGACCUCUUGCCGCCGUCACCCCGUAUCUCUCCCCCGCCUCCGCCUCCGCCUCGGUUCGCUGUCUCGCUACACGGACGACUUCGUCCUCGCUCAACGAUCCUAGCCCCAACUGGUCGAACAGGCCCCCGAAGGAGACGAUUUUGUUGGAUGGCUGCGAUUUUGAGCAUUGGCUCGUGGUGUUGGAGAAGCCGGAGGGAGACCCUACUAGGGAUGAAAUCAUCGACAGCUACAUCAAAACCCUAGCUCAGGUCGUUGGCAGUGAGGAAGAAGCUAGGAUGAAAAUCUACUCGGUUUCAACUAGGCACUAUUUUGCAUUCGGGGCUCUUGUCUCCGAAGAGCUGUCGUACAAGUUGAAAGAGCUGCCACGAGUCCGCUGGGUUCUCCCAGACUCGUAUUUGGAUGUGAGGAACAAAGACUAUGGAGGGGAGCCAUUCAUCAAUGGACAAGCUGUCCCCUAUGACCCCAAGUAUCAUGAGGAAUGGGUGAGAAAUAAUGCAAGGGCCAAUGAGAGGAAUCGCCGUAACGGCGGAUCUCGCAACUCUGAUAGGUCAAGAAACUUUGAGAGGAGAAGAGAGAACUUUGCACCAAACCGGGAUUUCCAGAACAACCAGGGGCCUCCUCCUCCUCCUCCAAUGGGUGGUCAGGGCAUGCAGAAUAUGGAUGGCCGAGGUGCACCACAGCCUCCGCCACAGUAUCCUCAACGUAACAUGCCGGGGCCAGGUGGUCCUCCACCACCAAACAAUCAAAUGGGCCAUCUUCCACAUAACAUGGGACGGCCAGGUGGUCCUCCACCGCCAAACAAUCAAAUGGGAGGAUGGCCUCAGAACAAUGUGGGAGGGCACGGUGGAAGCCCUCCAAGGCCACCACCUCAUCACAACCCCAUGGGUGGAGCUCCGCAGAAUACUUAUGGUGGAAUGCCACAGACGAAUGCUGGAAGGAUGCCUCCGCCGGCCAAUCCUGGAUGGUCGAAUGGGGGGCAGGGGAACUUUCAGGGUGGACCACCGCCCAAUAAUGCAGGUGUUCCUUACCAGGGCGAGCAACCAAACUUCCCCCAUAAUGGCUACCCCCCAAACAGAGACGGGAAUGGGCCCCGAUACUGAACUUCAGGUUCAGUUUUGGCUGAAGACAUUUUGUGCAGAAAGAGGCUGUGUCCUCAGCGCCACGGUAACUGAACCUGUUUCUCAUCCAUCCCCUUUUCUCGUACUUGGUAGGUUUUCAGGUGUCCAUGAUAGGUGGAUUAGGGUCGUUUAAUAACGUUUGCCAGUCAAGAGGGUGGGUUGUCGUAUGUCAAUGCAAGCUUAUCGGUGCUUGGGAGGGAGGACGUUUCUAAUGUUCUUCGUGUUGAUAAUGGUUUUUCUCAGUAAAGAAAGGGUAUUCUUCGUAUCGGUACUGACUUGCAUCUUUUGUUCGAUUGAAAUACGACGUGCAUUGUUGAGGAUUUGUUUUUCAUUUAUGAUCAUCACUCAACUACCAAGGGUGGUGAAUCGAUUAGAGAUGUCUUGUUAGUUGGUAUUACUGGCUUCGUUUCUGGAAUUGUUUGUGCUUAAUUAUCUGGAGAUUAUAGUUUCUCUCCAACGUUAAUUGGAGACGAAGGGAGAGCUAGGAACAGUCUAAAAGAGGCUCCAACCGAACCGAUGCAGCAGCAACUUGCUGCGUUCUUGGUUUCUCAUCGUGAAUAGGUCGGAGGAAGAGGAAUCAGAUACAGUUUAGGGAAUGUCAAAAGGAAACCCAUAUAUAUGAAUAAUCAUUUACGUUGUUGGUUUAAGGGAAGUGGUUUUUUCCGAUUU
This is a messenger RNA of Linum tenue, 2084 nucleotides long. NCBI's taxonomy places the organism in Eukaryota, Viridiplantae, Streptophyta, Magnoliopsida, Malpighiales, Linaceae. The record is from the annotation of a GenBank genome assembly.